Molecule: messenger RNA, 1885 nt
Organism: Esox lucius (northern pike)
Lineage: Eukaryota; Metazoa; Chordata; Actinopteri; Esociformes; Esocidae
Gene: csrp3
Product: cysteine and glycine-rich protein 3 (cardiac LIM protein)
Exons: 7
Coding region: 122-760 (212 amino acids)
Biological process (GO): cardiac muscle contraction; sarcomere organization; muscle tissue development
Cellular component (GO): Z disc; cytoplasm; nucleus
Molecular function (GO): structural constituent of muscle; actinin binding
Source: RefSeq, a predicted model, not a curated record
UAUUUAAGAACCCAGUUAUCUGGUAUUGGGGCUGUGGUACUACCAGCUUUGAGACAGAACUGGGGGGAAGAGUUGGCCACUCGUGAUACAUCCACAGACUUGUGCAGACCCUGAAGCAAGAAUGCCAAACUGGGGUGGAGGGGCCAAGUGUGCAGCCUGCGAGAAGACUGUGUACCAUGCUGAAGAGAUCCAGUGCAAUGGGAGGAGCUUUCAUAAGACCUGCUUUAUUUGCAAACCCCCUCAAAGGACUAAUGGACAAGGUAAAGCCGGAAAUACUGGAAUACAAGUGACCUGCAGGAAAGGACUGGACAGCACAACAGUUGCAGCACACGAGUCAGAGAUCUACUGCAAGUCCUGCUACGGCAAGAAGUAUGGGCCAAAAGGCUACGGCUAUGGCCAGGGUGCUGGGGCCCUCAGCUCUGACCCUCCAGGAAGGAACCUAGACAUGCAAAGUCAAGAAAGCUCUAAACCUCGUCCCACAUCCACAAACUCUAACUCCAGUAAGGUUACACAGAAGUUUGGAUGUUCAGAUCGCUGCCAAAGAUGUUCGAAAUCUGUCUAUGCUGCAGAAAAGAUCAUGGGAGCAGGAAAGCCGUGGCAUAAAACCUGCUUCCGCUGUUUGUUGUGUGGAAAGAGCCUGGAGUCUACUACAGUGACAGACAAAGAUGGGGAACUGUACUGUAAAGUUUGCUAUGCCAAAAACUUUGGACCUAAAGGACGAGGACUCGGGAACAUGGGAAUAGCAGAAGUGAGGGAAUGAAUCCCUCUGGAGAGUGUUUCAUUUAGUUUAAAUAUAGCGCAUUUACAACAACUUUUAGAAGACAAUAUUCAUAAAUAUUUGCUUUUGCCAUUAGCUCAAAUUCUACAUUCUUAAAGCUCCUUUCUCUUGCCCUACCAACGUCCAGUGUCUGUUGGAUUUGUACCCAUAUAACUGUAAAUAGUUGUAAAUCCUUCAAAGCUUGUAACAACACACCAAGCAAUGAGGAAACAAGGGAUGUCUAGCUUCUAUAAACUGGGUAUUCCUUUCUUGUUUUCAAGGCAAUGGGUGAAAUGACAUCUCAUCUGCACCAGUCAUGAUUGAUCGAACUGACUUCACACACAGAGUACAACAAUAACAAUAAUCUGGACAACCACACACAGUUUUAAAUGCAUUUUUGAAUACACAAAUCAAAUGUACAUUCAAAUGGGAUUCAAACAUUAAAUGUUUAGUGCAGUCACACUCAAUGUUACAAUAGCAAUCACACAUGCAGGGGCAUACACACACUCAUGCACGCAUGUUACCUACAGAUGGUUAUUAUAGGUUGAGUAGACAUUGGAUGUUAUACAUGUAUUAUAAAUGAAAAACUUUCAAAAUAGCAAUACAUUGGAAUAGAAGCACAACGAAAUAGGAAGCUUUGAGGCAGAAUCAAUAGGCUCCAACUAUGCUGCUAAACAUGCUGCCUUUAGCUAUUUACAUACCUUACUACAAUGAUCCAGCUAAUUAUACUGUUAUUUCCCACAUUAGCAAAGAAAACAAGAUAAAAACAAAAAUAAAUAAAAUGAAGUCAUAUCUGUUCUGCAGUUAAUGCACUGUUUGUGAAGACAGCUCCACAUGCCUCAGUCUGUUUUUAAUUCUUAAUAAGGAUUCUUGCUGCACCCAUUAAUAUGCCUUUUGAAUUUAAAUAAACAAAGCAACGCUAAUUACCAAACGCAUUUGUGUUAAUCUCUCCCAAUUAUGUUGGAGCAGGUAUGCGUUGACGUUUUCUAAUUUAAGGGAAAUAAGCUGUGGGAAACGGAUUAAGAUGGGUUUUGUGUAAAUGCCAAUUUAAAAUGUUUACCUGUAAUGGAUGUGUCUUCAAUGGCAUCUUUCUCUGGGUUCAAUUAAAAGAGGUGUCAGUAUGCAUCA